CCCGCGCCUGCGCACUGAGUGCGGCCUGGUCGUCGUCUGCUGCGGCGGUGGAGGAGCCCGGCGGCGGCGCAAGUACCUGGCCCGGCUCGGCCAGCCCUUCGCCUCCGGCUUCGGCUUCCCUGGGCUCGGCGCGCCCCGGCCCCGCCUCAGCCCUCCUGACCCUCGCAGCCCGAUCGUGGCCGCCCGACUCUGCCGCCGCAAUGAUGAUGAUGGCGCUGAGCAAGACCUUCGGGCAGAAGCCUGUCAAGUUCCAGCUGGAAGACGACGGCGAGUUCUACAUGAUCGGCUCUGAGGUGGGAAACUACCUCCGUAUGUUCCGAGGUUCUCUGUACAAGAGAUACCCCUCGCUCUGGAGGCGACUAGCCACUGUGGAAGAGAGGAAGAAAAUAGUUGCAUCGUCACAUGGUAAAAAAACAAAACCUAACACUAAGGAUCAUGGAUACACGACCCUGGCCACCAGCGUAACUCUGUUAAAAGCCUCCGAGGUGGAAGAGAUUCUGGAUGGCAACGAUGAGAAGUACAAGGCCGUAUCCAUCAGCACGGAACCCCCCACCUACCUCAGGGAACAGAAGGCUAAGAGGAACAGCCAGUGGGUGCCCACCCUGCCCAACAGCUCCCACCACCUGGACGCCGUGCCCUGCUCCACCACCAUCAACAGGAACCGCAUGGGCCGGGACAAGAAGAGGACGUUCCCGCUGUGCUUUGACGACCACGACCCAGCUGUGAUCCAUGAGAACGCGUCCCAGCCCGAGGUGCUGGUUCCCAUCCGACUGGACAUGGAGAUAGACGGGCAGAAGCUGCGGGACGCCUUUACCUGGAACAUGAACGAGAAGCUGAUGACCCCUGAGAUGUUUUCAGAAAUUCUCUGUGAUGACCUGGAUUUGAACCCACUGACGUUCGUACCAGCCAUCGCCUCCGCCAUCAGACAGCAGAUCGAGUCCUACCCCACAGACAGCAUCCUGGAGGACCAGUCAGACCAGCGUGUCAUUAUCAAGUUCUUGGGCCUCCCACUAUUGUGGCCUCUCCCGUUGCGGAGCACAGGCUCCAGACGCACAAGCUCAGCGGCCAUGGCUCACGGUCCUAGCCACUCCAUGGCACACGGGAUCCUCCCGGACCAGGGCACAAACCCGUGUCCCCUGCAUCGGCAGGUGGACUCUCAACCACUGCACCACCAGGGAAGCCCUCUAUUGUUGGGAUUUUGAUAAGUAUUACAUUGGAUUUGUAGACUGCUUUGGGCAAUCUUCACAUCUUUAUAAUAUUGUCUCCCAAUCCAUGAACGUGGGAUGUUUUUCCAUUUAUUUAUGUGUUUAAUUUACUUCAGCAUGAUUUUUGUGUUUUUUUUUUUUUUUUUUUUUUUUUGCGGUACGCGGGCCUCUCACCGUUGUGGCCUCUCCCGUUGCGGAGCACAGGCUCCGGACGCGCAGGCUCAGCGGCCAUGGCUCACAGGCCUAGCCUCUCCGUGGCAUGUGGGAUCUUCCUGGACCGGGGCACGAACCCACGUCCCCUGCAUCAGCAGAUGGACUUUCAACCACUGGUUGCCCCAGCAUGUAUUUAAAUUAAUUAAUUAAUUUAAAAUUUAAAUUUAUUUAUUUAUUUAUUUAUUUUUGGCUGCCUUGGGCCUUUGCUGCUGUACACAGGCUUUCUCCAGUUGUGAGAAUGGGGGCUACUCUUCGUUGUGGUGCGCGGGCUUCUCAUUGUGGUGGCUUCUCUUUGUUGUGGAGCACGGGUUGUAGGUGCAUGGGCUUCAGUAGUUGUGUCCCACGGGCUCUAGAGUGCAGGCUCAGUAGUUGUGGCACAUGGGCUUAGUUGCUCCAUGGCAUGUGGGAUCUUCCCAGACCAGGGCUCAGAACCCGUGUCCCCUGCAUUGGCAGGUGGAUUCUUAACCACUACGCCACCAGGGAAGUCCCUUCAGUGUGUUUUAUAGUUUUCAUUGUAGAAGUCUUUCAUCUCCUUAGCUAAGUUAAUUUCUAAAUAUUUUAGUCUUUUUGAUGCUAUUGUAAUUGGAAUUUUUUUCUUAAUUUCAGAUUGUUCAUUGUUAGUGUGUAGAAAUGCAACCGAUUUUUGUGUGUUGACUUUGUAUCCUCCUACUUUGCUGAAUUCAUUUAUUCUAAUAGUGUUUUGGUAGAAUCUUUAAGGUGUUCUACAAAUAAGAUCAUAUCACCUGGGAACAGAGAUAGCUUUACUUCUUCCUUUCCAAAUGGAUACCUUCUAUUUUUUUUUUUGCCUAAUUGCUCUGGCUAGAAAUUCCAAUGCUAUGUUGGAUAAAAGUGGCAAGAGUGGGUAUCCUUGGCUAGUUCCUGAUCUUAGAGGAAAAGUUACCAUUCUUUCACCAUUGAGUGUGAUAUUUACAUUGAUUUUUUUGUGUAUUAAUUUUAUGUUGACAUAGUUUCCACUUAUUCUUAGUUUAUUGAGUGCUUUUACCACGAAAGCGUGUUGAAUUUUGUCAAAUGCUUUUUUCUGCAUCUGUUGACAUGAUAUGGGUUUUUUUGGUUUGUUUGUUUUUUGCGGUACGUGGGCCUCUCACUGUUGUGGCCUCUCCCGUUUCGGAGCACAGGUUCCGGACGCCCAAGCCCAGUGGCCAUGGCUCACGGGCCCAGCUGCUCGGUGGCAUGUGGGAUCUUCCUGGACUGGGGCAUGAACCCAUGUCCCCUGCAUCGGCAGGUGGACUCCCAACCACUGCGCCACCAGGGAAGCCCCGAUCAUAUGGUUUUUGUCCUUCAUUCUGUUCAAGUGGUUUAUUGCAUUGAUCGGUUUUCUUAUUGAGCCAUCCCUGCAUUGCCAUAAUAGAGUCCACUUUUUAUAAUUGAUUUAUGUUGUUGUAUCAUUUAUAAUGAUGUGUAAUUCUUCUAAUGUGCUGUUGAAUUCAGUUUUGCUAGUAUUUUGUUGAAUUUAUUUUUUUAAAUUUAUUUAUGGCUGCAUUGGGUCUUCCUUGCUGCGUGUGGGCUUUCUCUAGUAGCAGCGAGUGGGGGCUACUUUUCAUUGCGGUGUGCGGGCUUCUCAUUGUGGUGGCUUCUCUUUGUUGCAGAGCAUAGGCUCUGGGUUCACGGGCUUCAGUAGUGUGGCUCUUGGGCUCUAGAGCACAGGCUCAGUAGUUGUGGCGCAUGGGCUUAGUUGCUCUGUGGCAUGUGGGAUCUUCCCGGACCUGGGCUCGAACCCAUGUCUCUUGCAUUGGCAGGUGGAUUCUUAACCACUGUGCCACCAGGGAAGUCUGUUGAGGAUUUUCAUAUCAAUGUUCAUAAGAAGUAUUGGUCUAUAGUUUUCCUUUCUUGUAGUAUCUUUGCCUGGCUUUGGUAUCAAGGCAAUGAGUUAUGAAGUGUUCCUUGCUCUUCAGUUUUUUGGCAGGAUUUUUUUUUUUUAA
Molecule: messenger RNA, 3358 nt
Organism: Globicephala melas (long-finned pilot whale)
Lineage: Eukaryota; Metazoa; Chordata; Mammalia; Artiodactyla; Delphinidae
Gene: SMARCB1
Product: SWI/SNF related BAF chromatin remodeling complex subunit B1
Biological process (GO): positive regulation of pseudohyphal growth by positive regulation of transcription from RNA polymerase II promoter; chromatin remodeling
Cellular component (GO): nucleus; nBAF complex; nuclear chromosome
Molecular function (GO): transcription coactivator activity
Source: RefSeq, a predicted model, not a curated record